CUUCCCCGCCGCGGGGCUGUGCGCGGCGGGCAUCGCCGGGGGAGCGCGGAGCGCGGAGCGGAGCCCGGCGCCGCCUCCAUGUUCCAGCUGCCCAUCCUCAAUUUCAGCCCGCAGCAGGUGGCCGGGGUAUGCGAGACCCUGGAGGAGAGCGGGGACAUCGAGCGCCUGGGGCGCUUCCUCUGGUCCCUGCCCGUGGCCCCCGCGGCCUGCGAGGCGCUCAACAAGAACGAGUCGGUGCUGAGAGCCCGGGCCAUCGUGGCCUUCCACACGGGGAACUACCGGGAGCUCUACCAUAUCCUGGAGAACCACAAGUUCACCAAGGAGUCCCACUCCAAACUGCAAGCCCUCUGGCUGGAAGCGCACUACCAGGAGGCGGAGAAGCUGCGGGGCCGACCCCUGGGGCCGGUGGACAAGUACCGGGUGAGAAAGAAGUUCCCGCUGCCCCGCACCAUCUGGGACGGCGAGCAGAAGACACAUUGCUUCAAGGAGAGGACGAGGCAUUUGCUGCGGGAGUGGUACCUGCAGGACCCUUACCCCAACCCCAGCAAAAAGCGGGAACUGGCUCAGGCCACGGGACUUACCCCCACGCAAGUGGGCAACUGGUUCAAAAACCGCAGGCAAAGGGACAGGGCAGCAGCCGCUAAGAACAGGUAAGGAAGGCGCUGCCCGUCCCGUCGGGACACAGGUUCUGUUCUCUGCGGUUCUCGCCCGCAGAGGCCAGAGGCUGCGGGGAG
Molecule: messenger RNA, 734 nt
Organism: Cyanistes caeruleus (blue tit)
Lineage: Eukaryota; Metazoa; Chordata; Aves; Passeriformes; Paridae
Source: RefSeq, a predicted model, not a curated record